AGCCAAGGAAGAAAAAAAAACUCGCGUAAACAAACUCGUGUUUGCGGAUCGCUUUCAUGAAGCAGCAAAUUUUUCGGCUAUUUCAAUAAAUAAUAUGCUCUGGAAAACGUUGCUGGUAAAAGUUCCAAAAGCGUUCGUUGACCAUGAAAGAAAGUUUGCGACGAAGGUAGCAGCAGAUGUUGCUGCUGGACGAACCUAUCAUCGACCAAACAACCAGUGGAAAAGCGUAGUAGGUUUGGAAGUCCAUGCCCAGAUUCAGUCCAAAUCGAAACUAUUCUCCGGUGCCGAAGUGACCUUCGGAGCGGCUAGCAAUUCCCGUGUGUCGCUGUUCGAUGCAUCCAUUCCGGGUACACUUCCAGUGCUGAACCGGGCUUGCGUUGAACAUGGACUACGAACUGCUCUGGCUCUCGGCUGUGACAUUAGUCCGGUUUCGAUGUUUGACAGGAAACAUUACUUCUAUGCCGAUUUGCCUGCCGGGUACCAGAUUACGCAACAACGGGCACCAUUGGCACGAGGAGGAGCGCUGACGUUUCCGGUCAUCAUUCCCGGGGUGACCCGGAAGCCUUACUACAAGUCUUCGAGACUACAUCAGCUUCAGCUCGAACAGGACAGUGGCAAAUCGUUGCACGAUCCCUAUGAAAAGAAGAGUUUGGUUGAUCUGAAUCGUGCCGGGGUUCCGUUGAUGGAAUUAGUUUUUGAACCGGAUUUAGAAACCGGAGAAGAAGCUGCAGCAUUAGUUAAGGAACUAAUAUUGAUUUUAACCCGGCUGGGAAGUUGUUCUUGUCGAAUGGAAGAGGGUGCUCUUCGCGUAGAUGCAAACAUUUCCGUUCAUCGGGACAACGAGCCUCUGGGAACACGGACCGAAGUUAAAAACAUUGGAUCCGUUCGAGCUGUGGCACAAGCGAUUGAGUAUGAAAUCGAACGACAGAUAGAGAUUCUGGAUACUGGAGGAAAUAUUUUCAAUGAAACGCGUGCUUGGGAUGCCGUUGGGCGGAGAACUGUUUCAAUGCGAGACAAAGAAGUGGUGCAGGAUUAUCGGUUCAUGCCUGAACCGAAUCUCCCACCGUUGCACGUUGAUCUUGAAGGAACAAGCCCGGACCGAGACACAAUCAACGUCCUUGGCAUCAAGACUCAACUACCCGAAUUACCGGAUGGAACUCGAAAAAGACUUGUCGAGGAACAUAAGCUGACUCCCGAAAUGGCAAUAAUUCUAGUGAACGACAUCACGCUGUACAACCAUUUUCAGAACAUUUUGCAGGAAUCGGACAAAACCCGAUCUCCCAAGACGGUGGGAAACUUUCUAAUCAAUGAAUUUCUCAUGAUUUUGAAUAAAAACAAACUAGACGUCCAUCAAUGUCCCAUUCCGUCUGCUCAUCUGGCCGAGCUGGUCGAUAUGCUGGACGGAAAGAAAAUUAAUGCACACCUGGGAAGGUUGAUUCUGCAGGAAGCACUUGACAGUGAUGACAAACACGAACGGCCUAGUCAAAUUGCGAUACGAAAGGACUGGCUUAUGAUAACCGAUAUAGAUCGAAUAGAACAACUUUGUCAGGAAGCCGUCAAUAAUAAUCCGAAGCUGGUGGAAAAGUACAAACAAGGAAAGGAAAAAAUGCUCUACGCACUAGCCGGUGAAAUCGCGAAAUCGACGGAACAGAAGCUGGAUAUGGCAAAAACCGUAGACUUGUUGAAGAAAAUGUUGAAAGGAUAAAUAAAAUUUAUCAAUCAAA
Molecule: messenger RNA, 1724 nt
Organism: Malaya genurostris
Lineage: Eukaryota; Metazoa; Arthropoda; Insecta; Diptera; Culicidae
Gene: GatB
Product: glutamyl-tRNA(Gln) amidotransferase subunit B, mitochondrial
Exons: 5
Coding region: 95-1705 (536 amino acids)
Biological process (GO): glutaminyl-tRNAGln biosynthesis via transamidation; mitochondrial translation
Molecular function (GO): glutaminyl-tRNA synthase (glutamine-hydrolyzing) activity
Source: RefSeq, a predicted model, not a curated record